CGCCCCUGGCGACCUGCCUGCGCGACGCGGUACGGCACGGGCCGGGCCCGGGAUCGGCGACUAAUAACCUACAUAGAAAAUGAGGCUGAAUAACAUGCACAUGCUGAUUACUGGAGGAGAGGUUGAAGGACAUCCUGUUUUAAUUUAGCAGUGUUAUUGUUCUUUGGGGUGAAAUGGGAAAUUUGAUUCUCUUUUGGAAAUAUUAAUAUUUCUAGUGCAACUGCACUUCAGUAGUCUUUUUUUUGCAGUGCAGAUUUCAACAAAUUCGUUUUUCCUAAAGAUGCAGAACCUGUCACUAGGACAAAGUCUUACUGAUACAGACACAUGGCACCAAAUGUCUCUGAAAGACCUGGCAGUUGAAGCAGGUGGUACGUCUCUGGAUGAAAGUGACUAUAACUUGAAUGGAAGGACAAUUAACGAAGAAUGUACUAAUCUUGAAGUCAUGCCGCAAAGCCUCCCUGUAGCGAAUAGCAAGGAGAGAAGUUGUGAGGGGUUUUCUGAAAGCAGUUACACUACCUCAGAACCCAGUGGUUCCUGGGGUGAUUUUGAAGGCUUUGAGGAGUCCUUGGGUGACUCAGAGAGAUUCAGUCAAAAUUUUGAAGUUUUGGUGAAGUCAACAGAAACUUCUCGAGUUGAUAGAGACUUCAGCAGUGGACACUGUAGCACUGAUGCUGAUCACUUUUAUUCUGAGCCAUCUCUACACAGUGUGAUACAGGAGGCUUCAAGCUCUCUAAAUGAGGCAAGCCAGAGCUAUGAGGAUAUGUUUAAGCUGAGCUUUCCAGAAGUGUUUGUAUCACAGUCCAGCGAGAGAAUAAGAAGCUUAGAUCAAGUACUUGAUACAAAUAAUGAAGAUGUUGGGAUUCCUGAACUUACGAAGAAUGAACUUUGCACUGAUUCUGGAAACAUAUGGAGAACACUUAGAGACUUUUAUAAUGCUCCCAGUUUAAGACAUCCCUGGAGUAAAUCUCAUUGCCAAGAAAACCUCUUGAGUGUUCUUGGAAUAGAUGCAAAUCAAAAGGACUUUUCAGAGAGCAAGGAUAUUUUUGAGGAAUCAAAUGUUAAAGAUACUGACGACUUCAGUUUUGAUGGAUUCAAUAUUAAUGACUGCAAAGCACUGAUCCAGACCAAGCUUUCUGUAACACCAGAUUCCAGACAUGGUCAUCUUUUCACCUGGGACCUCUUUUUGAAAACCACAUCAUCAAAUGGAAACAUGCAGUAUAUCACAACCCCAAGGAAGAAGCACAUUUUUGCUGCAUGCAACCUAAAAAUGAAAUUUUUUCAGUAGUGAUGUUUGAACCAAAUGCACUUUUUAAUCAUUUUGUUUUCUUUUUGAACUGAAUGCAAUUUAUCUUAAUUUUGUUACUGGCGUGGUACUGUAGACUACAUGUGUCCUUUAGGAAACUGACAUAUUGCUGUAUAUGAGGUUCCUAAAGCCAUGUUACUAGAAGAUAUUUAGUUGUGAAGUCAGAGGUGUAAUUAUGCCCUACUAAGUUUUGCUGCAGUCAUGUCUCUUAUAGUAAAUCCCACUGCAGUUACGCUUUAAGGGUACUGCAGUGGACCUGAACUACUGAUCUUUCAGGCCUUAAUGCCUCUGAUCAAAAAACUCCUUUUCCUGCCAAAAUCUAAAUGCAGCUCUGGUGCAUUGUAAGGUGUGCCUUGUCACCAUCACUCCUAUUUGGUCCAGUUUGGAUCAGCGGAGAUCUGUUACUUCUCCACUGCGUAACACAAUAACAGGAGCCAUCUACAUAUGGUGGCUUUCACUGAUCUUUAGAACAAAACUGUUUUGACUUCUGAUAAAGCCUGCUGUGGUGAUUUGAGUAGAGUCAGUGAAACGUUUUGCUCUGGCAUAGGUUUCUAACUGAAAUAAAUCGCCUCUCUGCAGCUGA
Messenger RNA from Melopsittacus undulatus (budgerigar), 1886 nucleotides. It is a transcript of the gene CLBA1, whose product is annotated as clathrin binding box of aftiphilin containing 1. Lineage: Eukaryota; Metazoa; Chordata; Aves; Psittaciformes; Psittaculidae. The coding region runs from base 281 to 1285 and encodes 334 amino acids. Gene Ontology annotation, biological process: intracellular transport. The record is from RefSeq and is a predicted model, not a curated record. Gene Ontology annotation, molecular function: clathrin binding. Gene Ontology annotation, cellular component: AP-1 adaptor complex; trans-Golgi network membrane. The transcript is spliced from 6 exons.